AUGAUCUCCCUCAAUUGGAUGAGGACCACCUACCAACCUUCGUUAAGUAGGUAUCUAAUAUUACUGAUUGGGACGUUUUCAUUCACAACCGUUUGUCUCACUUCUUUCUUCUUACCUUCUUCUAUUUACUCGUCCCGAUCACAAGAUAUAUCACGAAUAACCAAGCAUAGAAUAACGAUAGUACAACACCUCGCUCCUAGGGACGAUGGACUUACUCCAGAUGAAUUGAAAGAAUUGAGUAGAAGAAGUCAUGAAGCCUAUUGUGAAUAUCAUGGGUAUAACUAUAGACUUGACAGAUCAGAAUAUUUCACCACUGAACAAACGUCUGAGGAAGGAGAAUUGCCUGGUUUCAACACACAUAACAAUAAGUUGAUAGUCCUGCAUCGUGCGGUAGCGGAUGAAUUGGCAAAAGGUGAAGAAGGAUCGGAAUGGGUCGCACAAAUGGACGCAGACGUUCUCGUAAUCGAUCCUUUAAUACCACUUCAUCUACUCCUCCCACCUCCAUCCCAAUCCCCAUCCCCAAUUAUCUUAGCCAAUCAAGAUUUUAACGGGUUCAAUAACGGUGUCACCCUUUAUCGAGUCACACCUCUCCUACUGGUUUUCAUCUCACAGUGUAUUGCUCUCGAAGCGGAACUCUGGGCAACCGAGCAAGUUCACGCUACCGAUCAAGCUUUGUUAGCAAGGGGAAUUCAAAGACAUCCGGAGAUAAUCGAGAGAUUUUAUACCAUCCCUCAAAUAUGGAUGAACGACUAUGUGAUCCAGGGUGCAGAACCUUCGGGGGAAGAGUGGGAGCCAAGAGUACAAUAUCAUCUAGUCGCUUGGACUAAAUGGGCGGAAGGGGUAAAUUGGGAUGAGAUAUAUGAAACGGCUCAAAAGAGAUAUCCUCCUCGUAGAGAAACGGAAAGAGCAUGGUGGGAGAGUUUAUGGUAUUGGGGAGAUUACACGACUAGAGAGAUAGAAGUGGUGAAAGCGGAGAAUGUAGCGAAAGAGAUGGAAGAGAAGACCAGGGAGUAUGCUGAGAGAUGGUGGAGCACUAAGGCCAAGGCAGGGAUUGAGGGAAUGGUAUUCACAAUGAUUUGA
This is a messenger RNA of Tremella mesenterica DSM 1558, 1080 nucleotides long. RefSeq lists its product as uncharacterized. Lineage: Eukaryota; Fungi; Basidiomycota; Tremellomycetes; Tremellales; Tremellaceae. The coding region runs from base 1 to 1080 and encodes 359 amino acids. Gene Ontology annotation, cellular component: Golgi membrane. The transcript is spliced from 2 exons. Gene Ontology annotation, biological process: protein N-linked glycosylation. Gene Ontology annotation, molecular function: glycosyltransferase activity. The record is from RefSeq and is a predicted model, not a curated record.